Messenger RNA from Mus musculus (house mouse), 6657 nucleotides. It is a transcript of the gene Vapa, whose product is annotated as vesicle-associated membrane protein, associated protein A. Lineage: Eukaryota; Metazoa; Chordata; Mammalia; Rodentia; Muridae. Gene Ontology annotation, cellular component: perinuclear region of cytoplasm; bicellular tight junction; cytoplasmic side of endoplasmic reticulum membrane. The record is from RefSeq and is a predicted model, not a curated record. The coding region runs from base 5149 to 6021 and encodes 290 amino acids. Gene Ontology annotation, biological process: ceramide transport; viral release from host cell; protein localization to endoplasmic reticulum. The transcript is spliced from 7 exons. Gene Ontology annotation, molecular function: protein-membrane adaptor activity; protein homodimerization activity; protein domain specific binding.
UGACGGCUGUACUUUUAUUGAUUGUAUUUUAUUAAUCUUAAUGUUUAUUAACAUCAUGUCCUUCAAAACACUUAGUGACUCCACAUGAACAAACUCACUGUUCUAAAACACAUCUCUAGGGAAGGUUAGUUUACUCACAGAGAAGGGGUCCUUUUGAUGGGCUGUUUGACACAGGAUCUUGCAGUGCAGUUAGUCCAGGCUAGCCUCAAGUUUGCAGUUCUCUAACUUCAGCUUCUCAGUUGCUGACAAUUAUAUGCGUGCACCAACAUAACCAGAUAAAACAGGUGUCACUUGUACAAGCAACCUUGAAUAAAUAGUCAAACCCAUAAGAGAGAAUCUGUCUAAAGGUGAAUACUGUUAGUAACUCAUUCCAGUUGAUAUAACAAAACCUUCAUGUCUCUUGAGGCUCAUAAAAAUUUAGAGAAAUGUGCUUAAGAAUAUGUAUAUGUUUAUACAUAUGUGUUUAAGGAUACUGUAUUAGUCAGGGUUCUCUAGAGUCACAGAACUUAUGGAGUGUCUCUAUAAACUAAGGGAAAUUAUUGGAAUGCUUACAGUCUGCAGUCCAACUAGGCCAACAAUGGGCAGCUGUGAAUGGGAAGCCCAAGAAUCUAGGAGUUGCUCAGUUCCAUGAGGCUGGGGGUUUCAGCUGGUCUUCUGUAAAAGCUGGAAUACUGAAGAAGCAUGUUCCAAUAGAUGUGCUGGUAAGUAAGUACAAGCAGGUGAAGAAUAACGAACUCCCUUUUCCAGUGUCUUUAUGUAGGCCUCCAGAGAAGCUAUGGCCCAGAUUGAAGCUGUGUACCACCACAACCCGACCUAAGCUUAUCUUUACUUGGAAUUUGGUCUGCCUCAGGCUGGCCUUGAACUCAUGGGAUCUGCUUGUCUGUCUCCUGGGAUUAAAGGCAUGGACCUCCUUGCCUGGGCCUAAGCUUUUCAUAAGCUGUUCACUAUGCAUCUGAUCCAGAUCUGGUCCUCCAGCCUCAUGUCACAUGUCAUCCAGCCUCAUGAUCUGGGUUGUAGGUACGCCUUCCAUUUCUGGAUUGUAGUUCAUUCCAGAUAUAGUCAAGUUGACACCGGAGAAUAGCCAUUGUAGAGAUGAAAAGGACCUUUCUGUGUUGCCUGAACUGAUCUAAGAAAAUGAGCAUUAGGACCCAGGUUCUACCUUCUGUUAAAGAAUAGAAGCUAAUUAGUUUUUAAUUUUUCCUGGACUACUGUGGACUGUCAUUUAUGGUGGCUGUAAAGAGUCAAAGUACAAUAUCCAGGGCAGGAGAGGUGACUCAGCUUUUGUGAGUACACAUUCUUCUGGUCUCCAUGGGUAAGGUACACAUACAUGCAGGCACUCAUACAUGCACAUAAAAUAAGGAAAUCAGUUAAAAAUACAUAGAAUGUAAAAUUGGGCAGUGUUCUCUUCCUGGUUUAGGUCUAAUACUGACAUGAGUGCUCCCACCAGUUUCUAUUCCCAUAUCUAACAGCAAAAGUUAACACUACUUGCCAACUGCUAUAAAGCUGAGUAGUGUGUGAUGUUUGUAGAGUUCUUUGUACUACAACAAAGAUACUAAUACAUACCAAGGCACAAGGCACAUACACAGAAUGCUAGUUUAUGAGGGGCGGGUGAUUCAGGAGCAGUAUUGAUGUCCUAAUAGUAAUAGGAAGACUGAUGCUAACAAGCUGCAUAUGUUCGUAGAUUAUUCGUUUUUAAAUUCUUAUGGUAGCUCCUCCUUCUCCCUUCUUUCUCUUUUCUUUUUUCCUCCUCCUCUUUCUCCUCUUUCUCUUCCUCUUCUUCUUUGACAUAAGGUGUCACUAUGCAGAGGUGGAUGCCCUAAAGCUAGGUUGGCCCACCCUUUAUACCUGCCCCUUCUGAGGGCUGGGAUAAAAGACAUGCAUCGACACCAUGCCUGGCUUGAUAUAUAUAUAUAUACACACAUAUAUAUAUGACUUGUUUUAGUAACACUAAGAAGCAUUUGAUUUCAGUGGUAAAUAACGUAAAUAGGAAGAAGUUUCUGUAACUCACCCAGUUCAAGGUUCACAUGAAACCACGGUGAGUUGGACAAUCACAGUCUCAUUGCAGGUUGCUGGGAGCUUCUCUAUGCUCUCCUGCUGACCAGUUGUCGGCACCCUGAGGAUGCCUAUGCUUCUUAGUGAGAGGUGUCUAACCAGCUGUGAAGUGGUUGUUUAGCCAAGGAGCUCAUCCAUAGAACAGUUCUUAGGCAAAUGCGAUAGUGGAGUUUGUUGGGACUCUUGGAUUUUCAAUUCAGAAUGAAAUAGAUGUGCAACACUAUCCUAUGGACUGGUUAUCCAACACAACUUUUUAAAAAACUAAAUUAAACCCACAAGCUGUCUUUCAAACUGUAUAUAUUUUUGUAUUCUUCAAAAUAAACAUUUCAAAAUAAUUUUUGUGGAUAAAAAGACUUCAAAGUCAAAGUAAAUUAGCAUUUGUUUUAAAAAGAUUAAGUACUUCCAUCUUACCAGGCUCUCCAUGACUGAAGAUCUGUGCCUUAGGUUUGGCACUGUCUCCUAUGAUCUCUUCUGGGAUGGGGGUGGGGUAGGGGUGUGGACUCUAUCUAAACCCUCAAGUUCUUAAACUGUGGGUUGUGUGCCCCUAGUGGGUCAUGUAGCUGACUGUGGGGGUUGGGGAAGUUUAACAACAGCAAAAGGUUUCUGAACGUGCAACAAUCAAAUGUAAAUCAAAGUCGAAUGAGUAGUGAAUGCAAAGGAUUUGUGUAGGGGCUCACCCGGGCUGCACUGUGGGUUCUCACUGUAGCCCUGGUUCUGAACACGUCAUGUAUACUUUGUUCUUUAUGUGCUGUCUGGCCACAUAAGGCUACUGAUGCUGCCUGAAACACCUUGGCUCAGAUAUGAACUGCAGUGCUCUCUUAUUGUACAGUUUUCUAGUCUUUGAAGAGAUUAUUUUUAAUUACGUAUACUUGUUAGGAUCUGUGCAUGAGUGCAAGUACUCUCCAGUGGCCAGAGGCAUUGGCUGUCCCUGGAGUUGGAGUUUCAGGUAGAUGUGAGCAGCCUGCUAUGGGUGCUGGGAACAAAAUUCAAGUCUUCUGCAAGAGCAGUAUGUGCUUUUAACCGCUGAGGCAGCUUUUCUGCUCCUAGACUUCUACUCUUCAAAGACAUAAUGGUUUAAUUAAGGAAAAAAGAUAAUAUUUUCUUGUUAUUGUUUCUUAGCACAUGUUAAAUUUAUACAUCUUGGGAUUGCAUUGUGUUAGAAUUUUUUAUUUUAAAAUUGCAGUUUGAGUUACUGAUUUGCACUUCAUUAAAAAAAUCACACGAAAAUUUUGGCUGGUGAUUGGGAUAGAAUUUCCAACUAUUUUUGAAAUGUUUCCAAAUCUAUUUUUUUGCCACUUUGCACUAGGUAUUUAUAUAAAAUGAUUCUCAGCAUUGGUAAUUAUAAAAUCAAAAUAGCAAUCAAUUACAAAAAAAGUUGACAAUGUUGUGUUUAGCAAUAUCAAAUAUUCAGCCAAGAAUAAAUAAUUUUUACGUAGAGAUGAACAAGGAAAUCCAUCUCGUUUGCAUACAAGCUUGCUUUUGUCUUAAAUGGAUUUUUGGUCUGCUUCUUUUCAAAAUUCAUUUUUUAGGUUAGGAUACAAAGUAAGCAUUCAAAGAAAGAAAACAAACUUUUUUUUUUAAACGACCAAUGUUUGCUUUAUACCACUAUUAUAUCCUAUAUACCUCGAGUGGCAUGAAAGUUUUUCAGGUGUCGGGGCGGCAAGUUGAAAAAGUCUAAUUAGCUGUAUUCUAGACUGCUCAUUUCGACAUUUACUUCCAAGCAAUCUAGAGUGCCUUUUCGUGGCAGAAGCAUGAAUAUGUGCUUUGUUUCGCACGGAGCUUCCUAGAGAUUUAAAUUCAAGCAGCACCAUAGGACACAAUAAAGGUUUUUACAGCACAUCCAUUUGUUUUGUUUGCUCUUCCCGUCCCUGGAUACCCUGGCAAGGGGCUGAAUAUCUGUCAGCAACUUGCUUGGCAUUUUUUUUUUUUUUUCUCAUUUGGUACAGGCUCUCCUAAGUGAUACAGAUAAAAUUCGUCCCUAGCACGAGAAUGUGGCAAACAGAUUUGGGUAUGAGUUUGAAGUGAACCACACUGUAGAUACAGCACGUGAACUCCACGCUGUAGGAACAGAGAUUUCGUUUCUACCCUUGUAGAGAAACUGUGCCUGGCACAGAUUUCCCCUGGAACUCGUUCGCUUGUGAGCGAGAUGUGUUUCCUUUGGCUGGGCAGGAGGGAGAUGGGGAGGAGGCAGUCUUGGAACAGCAGGCAGAACGGAGCGCACGUUCGCUGAGGGCGGAAGGAAUCCCCAGCAGACCAGAGGGACACGCCCUGCCGCUCUCCCAAAGGGCGGUCUCUCCUGGGAUGCCUGGCUUCCAGGCAGCCUGCAAAAACCCUUCUCUUUUCCAGGGCAGACAAGACGCCCUCGGCGAGCCAAAAGCCGCGUCAGCGGCCCCACCCACUCGCCUCCAACGGACCCAGGUCGCCUUCCCGGUUCCCAGCAGCCACCGCGGAGGCGCCGCCCGCACAGGGCAUGCUGGGAGUCGAGGUACCCGGCGCUUCAUGACUCUCUUCCGUUCGGAAUUCCACUUGGAACGCCGUGAGGUAGCGUCGUAGUCGGCGCUCCAGCCCCGCACUCGCAGCUCCAGGGCCCCAAGAACGACACCCCCUUCCCGGGGCGCCGUGCACCGCGUCUCCCCGCAAAGAGCCCCGCUCCGCCCCCCCGACCCUGCUCUACGGAGAUUGACAGCGGCGCGGCGCCCGGAGCUGCGGCCAAGUCGGAGGUGCGCAGGCGCACUAGCUCAGCGUUGACCCCUCCCACCCCCCAGUUAGGCCCGGAGGGCGGGGCCAGCACGAGGGCUCCAGGCCGCGGGGGCGCGCACGUAGGCACGUAGGGCCCGUCACGUGGGGCGCCGAGGAUCGCAGUGCGCGUGGCCGCGGCGGCUGGUGUGGGGUUGAGUCAGUUGUGACACCCGGAGCUGCUGAGCGGACAGGCUGCCCUCGGGACCCCCGCGGCCCGGCAGCAGGCGCGGAGCUUCGGGAAUCGUGAGCCUGGCCCCGUCCUAGAGCUCCGCGGAGCCGGCGCCGCCACCGUCCCCUCGCCCCCGCCAGCGAACCGCCGCCGCGGGCGCGCCCCCGCUCUGCGCUGCGCUGUCUCCUAUGGCGUCCGCCUCCGGGGCCAUGGCGAAGCACGAGCAGAUCCUGGUCCUCGACCCUCCUUCAGACCUCAAAUUCAAAGGCCCCUUCACAGAUGUAGUCACUACAAAUCUUAAAUUGCAAAAUCCAUCGGAUAGAAAAGUGUGUUUCAAAGUGAAGACUACAGCACCUCGCCGGUACUGUGUGCGGCCCAACAGUGGGAUUAUUGACCCGGGGUCAAUUGUGACUGUUUCAGUAAUGCUGCAACCCUUUGAUUAUGAUCCGAAUGAAAAGAGUAAACAUAAGUUCAUGGUACAGACAAUUUUUGCUCCACCAAACAUUUCAGAUAUGGAAGCUGUGUGGAAAGAAGCAAAACCUGAUGAAUUAAUGGAUUCUAAAUUGAGAUGUGUGUUUGAAAUGCCGAAUGAAAAUGAUAAGCUGGGUAAAACUCCACCAGGGAUUGCUUCAACUGUCGCUUCAUUGAGCAGCGUCAGCAGUGCAGUUGCAACACCUGCCAGUUAUCACUUGAAGAAUGAUCCCAGGGAACUAAAAGAGGUGAAGCAGAAUGAUAUGGAACCUAGCAAAGCUGUUCCACUGAAUGCAUCCAAACAAGACGGACCCCUGCCAAAACCACACAGUGUUUCACUCAAUGAUACGGAAACAAGGAAACUGAUGGAAGAGUGCAAGCGACUCCAGGGAGAAAUGAUGAAGCUCUCAGAAGAAAACCGACACCUGAGAGAUGAAGGCCUAAGGCUCAGAAAGGUAGCACAUUCGGAUAAACCUGGAUCCACCUCAGCCGUGUCCUUCAGAGAUAAUGUCACCAGUCCUCUUCCUUCUCUUCUGGUUGUAAUUGCAGCCAUUUUCAUUGGAUUCUUUCUAGGGAAAUUCAUCUUGUAGAGUGAAGCAUGCAGAGUGCUGUUUCUUUUUUUUUUUUUUUUCUUCUCUCGACCAGAAAAAGAUUUGUUUACCUACCAUUUCAUUGGUAGUAUGGCCCGCGGUGACCAUGGCCCGCGGUGACCAAUUUUUUUUGUGUGUACAGCGUCAUAUAGGCUUUGCCUUUAAUGAUCUCUUACGGUUAGAAAACACAAUAAAAACAAACUGUUCGGCUACUGGACAAAUUGUAUAUUAUCAGAUCAUCACUAGCAGAUGUCAGUUGCACAUUCAGUCCUUUAUGAAAUUCAUAAAUAAAGAAUUGUUCUUUCUUUGUGGUUUUAAUAAGAGUUCAAGAAUUGUUCAGUCUUGUAAAUGUUAUUUUAAUAAUUCCUUUAAAUUUUAUCUGUUGCUGUUACCUCUUGAAAUAUGAUUUAUUUAGAUUGCUAAUCCCACUCAUUCAGGAAAUGCCAAGAGGUUUUCUGUGGGGGAAAUGGUGCCUCUUACUGUGUAAAUUUUCUCCUUUACCUUUGCUAAUAUCAUGGCAGAAUUUUUCUUAUCCCUUGUGAGGCAGUUUGUUGACUGAGUUUUUCAUCCUUACAAUCCUGUCCCAUGGUAUUUAACAUAAAAAAAAUAAAACUGUUAACAGAUUCUUGCUCGAUA